Lactuca virosa is the source of this 711-nucleotide messenger RNA. The record is from the annotation of a GenBank genome assembly. Lineage: Eukaryota; Viridiplantae; Streptophyta; Magnoliopsida; Asterales; Asteraceae.
AUGUCCAAAAUCAUACCUCAGGAAAUGCUUACCAAGGGAUAUUAUACAAGGAGACAUGAUUUGGCUAGUGUUUUGUUGAAUAGAGGCAUCAACUUGGAUCCAUUAAGCAAGUGGUCAAAGGUUGGCUUGGUUGUAUAUGAUCAUCAAGUGCCAUAUGGUGCAACUCCAGAAUACAUGGCUGGUCAUUACAUGGUGCAAAGUGCAAGCUCUUUUCUACCUGUAAUGGCUCUUGCUCCUCAAGAGAAAGAACGAAUUCUCCCAAAAGUAUUAGGACAUAACACAACAGACAGGGUUUUGUUGGAUGCCCCUUGCAGUGGUACUGGGCGUGUGGAAGCAUAUAUGACAACACUAAGAGCAUUUGCAGAUGAGUGUGGGUUAAUUAUGAAAAAGCUUGACAAGAAGUUGGAAAGAAGUCUCCUCCAUUCGUAUCGAAAGGAUUUGUCAAGUCAAGUAUCUGGUGAAACUGAUCCAGUCACCAUUUUGCCUAAAUUUUAUGGAAGAGCUCUUCAAGCACCAGGGAGGACCAUUUCGGUUACAAUCUCUAAAUUAAAGGAGAAACUAGAUGAUUCAGCAUACAAAAUCUUAGAAGAGUAUCAUGGUGCAACAGUCACACUUUUGACCCUUAUAUCAGCAUCAACAGGCAAUUUAGGGUUUUGGGACGAUUGGAUCAUUGAUUUGGAAUCGGGAAGACUGCUUCAUUGCGUUUCUUGA